AUGCAGGCAUGCCACCCGGCUGAUAUGGUUCCUAUGCGUAAGCCUAUAACGGAUGAAUCUAAGGGAUCGGAACCCAUCGUUCUACCGACAACGCCAUCUGACCCAUUCUCUGACAAAAGAUCUAGUCAGCCAACACUACCAGUACUACUACCACUACUACCUAUCUUACUGACCACUCGUCCUUCAACUAUUACGAUGUCCACCACAACCAUAUCAACGACGACGACAAUUUUAACAACAGACGCAUCAAGUUCGCUGCUUACUUCUACAAGGACGCUCGCGCCCACGACAUCCACGACAAGUCCAGGAGACGAUCUUACAGUGAAGUGGACCUGUUCAUCAGCUCUAGUGCAAAUUGAAACCAAUUACAAUUGGGAUCCUGAUCGAACGAACAUCUAUCGCGAUUUGCUCGACAAAAAUCUCUCCUUGCUUCAAAAACAUUCCAGCAAAUCAUUAAAUCAAUUCGGUCGCUUACUUCGAAAGGCAGCCAAAGUAGAGUUGGGCGAUCGGCAGCUGUAUGGCGAAGCCUUCUUUUUGCCAAAAAUCGAACAACCCUGUGACGAACUGAAGGAAUUUGUACGCAAGGCCGUUUCUUGGAGCAAAGAUAUUCCACGUGCUAUCGUUGCUUGCCGUUGUGAAACUGCAGUCGAGAUAUACAAAGUGAAACCACAACAACCUUCAAUGUUCGAAAUUAUUUGA
Molecule: messenger RNA, 699 nt
Organism: Haemonchus placei
Lineage: Eukaryota; Metazoa; Nematoda; Chromadorea; Rhabditida; Trichostrongylidae
Source: the annotation of a GenBank genome assembly